CUCUCUCCCUCUCCCUCCCCUCUCUCCAUCCCCCCCCUCUCCAUCCCUCCUCUCUCUCCAUCCCUCCUCUCUCUCCUCCCUCCUCUCUCUCUCUCCAUCCCUCCUCUCUCUCCAUCCCUCCUCUCUCUCCAUCCCUCCUCUCUCUCCAUCCCUCCUCCCCUUUCUCUCUCCACCUCCUCUUUCUCCCCUCACCGCCGUUGUAUGUCCGUAGUCUCUGGUCAUCUCCUGUACUGUGUCCGCAGUCUCUGGUCAUCUCCUGUACUGUGUCCGCAGUCUCUGGUCAUCUCCUGUACUGUGUCUGCAGUCUCUGGUCAUCUCCUGUACUGUGUCUGCAGU
Messenger RNA from Staurois parvus, 336 nucleotides. The record is from the annotation of a GenBank genome assembly. Lineage: Eukaryota; Metazoa; Chordata; Amphibia; Anura; Ranidae.